AUGAAGAGCCUAAGGAAAGACCGAGAGCGUUGGUGGACAAUGAAGGCUUCCGCCGCUGAAAAGAGCCGCGCCCUAUAUCAACUGGAUCGAUCGACUAGCCCUAGGAAAGCAAUGGCUAGUGAAACGAUGAGCGAGAUUGAUACGGGUGAAUGUAAUGUAAACCUGAAUCGCCCAUCAGCAGAAGAAAGAGAAUACCAAAUAACCCUACUGAAACGUGACAAAAUAUCAAAAUCGGGUGGUCUGUAUCCAGCCCUCUCCAUAGAAGGUGGAAAAUCAAUGACUACCUUGAUGUGGCAAUGGUUCUCUGGUGCUCUGGAUCUUUUUUACGGCACGCGGUAUUACGUUCAACCAUUCAGACGUGAGAAUUCAGAUGCGUCCCCCAUUCAGAUGCAUCCAAAGUGCGCUGGUGAAAUAGUGGUAACACGUUCGCCUCGCAUGUCAGGUGUCCGGAGUUCAAAACAUGGCCAUUGGAUAUGCACUGCUGGUAAGCUCUAA
This is a messenger RNA of Opisthorchis viverrini, 495 nucleotides long. RefSeq lists its product as hypothetical. NCBI's taxonomy places the organism in Eukaryota, Metazoa, Platyhelminthes, Trematoda, Opisthorchiida, Opisthorchiidae. The transcript is spliced from 3 exons. Bases 1 to 495 code for a protein of 164 amino acids. The record is from RefSeq and is a predicted model, not a curated record.